Molecule: messenger RNA, 804 nt
Organism: Ostreococcus tauri
Lineage: Eukaryota; Viridiplantae; Chlorophyta; Mamiellophyceae; Mamiellales; Bathycoccaceae
Product: Mog1/PsbP, alpha/beta/alpha sandwich
Exons: 1
Coding region: 1-804 (267 amino acids)
Source: RefSeq, a predicted model, not a curated record
AUGUUUACCUCGACCUCGCUCAACGCAGCCAUCGUCGCCGCGCGCGCGGUCCGAAACGAGCGCGGUCGUCGAGCGCGCGGCCACGUCGUCGUUCACUGCGAUCUCGCCCGAGCGCACGCCGGGGCGUCCACGCGCCGAGAAUUCACGAUCGGGAUCGCGAGCGCGCUUACGGUGUUCGCCUCGGACCGGAAGGCGCGCGCGGCGCAGGAGACGAUCGUGAACCCGCAGCCCUUGGACGGCGGGUGGGCGCGGUUCUACGGCGAGGCCACGUCCUCGAGCUCGUACGGCGGGUACGGCGGGAACGAGAACAACUUCGACAAGUUCAAAUAUUACUACGACAUACCGGAGUCGUUCGAGAGGGACACGGUGAAUAAGGUGGAGAAAUCGACGAACGGGACGGAUAAUCGGUGGAAGUCGAAGAAGACGGGCGCCAAGGUGUACGCCGUGACGCUGCCAGGUUACGGGAAGCUCAAGACGGUGCGAGAGGAAAUCAUCAGUGAUCUAGCACUGAGUGAUUACAACCUUCAGGAUGCGAUCGUCGGUGCGGAUUCGUUCGUGACGAAGGAUCGCGAUGUCGACGGGCAGACGUACGUCGAUUACGACUUGGUUGGGUUUUUCGGAAACAUUUUUGCCUCCGUGACGGUGUACGCCGGUCGUUUGUAUAGCGUGUUCGCGUUCGUUCCGGAGGGUGCGAGUGAGAACGAAAUCGAGGCGGGGCGACGAAUGCGCGACAGUUUCGCGACGAUCAACAACGUCGACGCAGCUCAAGCCGCGGCGGACAUGGAAUUCUACCGUAGAUCGUAG